UCUCGCUUCAGAUCGAUGUGACGGUGUUUGUACCUGAGGACUGAACCCUACCUGUGGAUCCUGUCCCGGCAACAGCACUAUGGGGAUCUCCGCGUCCAGUCUGCUGGAUGACAACAAAUCCAACUACAUCAAAGGCCAAGCCGAGGCUCAGCUGAAGGCGUUCAGUCCGUACUACAGGAAGCAGUUCUCCGUGGCUCGGUUCUCUCAGGUAGAAGAUGACCUGGAGCAGCACAAAGAGAAGAUCACACAGCUGCUCAAACAGAGGGAGGCUCCUCAGGAGGCAGAAGUGCUGUAUGAGGAGGCCGUCCUUUACUUUGACGACACCAGGAAGUGGAGGGAGAGGUACAUAGUGGUGAGAGCCAACUACAGCCUGGAGUGUCACGAGAGCCUGGAGAGUUUUGUUAAAGGGGUUCCUCCUCGUCACAAGCUGCUGCCUACAGGGGGCACUGUUCUGACCACGGAGGAGAAGUACAUGGCCAUGGUGGACAGGUGUUUUCCUGAUGAUUCCAGUGUGAAGGAGGACUUCGCCCCUCCUCUGUCGGGGAUGCCAGGUCAGUUUCCGGUCUACCUGCGUCUGCCCUACAGGAGAGACUCUUACUUCUGCUUCAAGCAGCAGGCCAAACAGGAAGCCUUCCUCUCCAUCCUGACAGACUGCAUCAGACACCAGAACCAAGACUUCCUGAAGAAGAAGACGUGUGAAGUUCAGGCCUUCCUCAAAGCCAUCCAGCUCUACAGACAGGACAAAGGCAAAUACGAGGCCUGGGACAUGCUGAUAGGAAGUGACGUCAGGGUGAUGGCCAACGUGGUGAUGGAGCAGCUGCUUCCGUCUCUGGAGAAAGAGAUGCUGCCUCGUCUCAAAGCCAAGAAGACAGAGAAGAAGAGAGUCUGGUUUGCUACGGUGGAGGCGGCGUACAUCCUGGUCCAGGAGCAUCUGUUGGAGGGACUGGCGACGCUGAAGGAAGAAUGUCGGACGUCGGUACGGCAGCAAGAGGUGCUGAUCCACUCCGACAUGGACCAGAUCCUCAACUCCAGACGGCAGCUGGAGGAAAAAGUCCGAGCCAAAGUAUCAGAGCCGGCGGAGAAGCUGUGCUCUGAGUCCGUCCAGCCGUACCUGGGCUCAGUCCUGGAAGAACUGAUGGAGCCAAUCAGCUCAGGUUUCCUGGAGGGACGACAGCUGAGUGAGAAGAUGAUGGACCAGGUGUGUCAGGACGUCAUGGCGGGAGAAGAGAACGAGCAACUAAAAAAGGCUCUGUAUAACAUGUCGAGACCAAACCUGCUGAGCUGUUACCAGAAGAUCGGCUCCCUGCAGGAGAAACUGCAGCACCUGCAGGAGAGAUUUGGUUUCUCCAAUAUCACAGGAGUGAUCCACAGCGCUCAGAUCGACCUGCAGAUGCUGAUGGAGAACAUGGCUUACACGUUCGAGCAGCUGCUGCACAAAGCCGUCCAGGACAACCCAGACAACGCCGGCUCUGCCAUCGAAAAGGCCAAACACAGAGUGCUCAAGCAAUAUGACUACGACAGCAGCACAGUGAGGAAGAGGAUCUUCCAGGAGGCUCUCGUCUCCAUCACGCUGCCCUUCAUCAAGAAGAACCUGGCCCCCACCUGCAAGGCUGAGCUUGAGGGUCUUGAUCAGUCCAUCUAUGCCGAUUACUCCAACUUCAUCUACGUUGAGAACGUUUAUGAGAGCAUCCUCCUUCAAAUUCUGGACGAAGAGGUCACCAAAGUGGUGAAGGAAGCGGCGAGCCUGAAGAAGUACAACCUGUUCACAGACAGCAGAGACCUGGUCAGCCAGUCCAGCCGGUCCAGCCUUUCCUCUCCCUCCGUCUCCACUCCGAGCAGCCCUGCCAUGGUGCUUGCCUCCCCUUCUAAAACAUCCUUUGAGCCUCAGUCCCCCUCUCCUCUUGUGGUCAAUGGUCUGUCUUCCAGCCCCCAGAAGGAAGAGCAGCAGGAGAAAGAGAGCAGCGUGAAGCAGAGUGAAGCCUCAGGGGACGGGACAGUGAUUGAGACGCCUCUGGGCAAAGUUGAACAAAAAGAGAUCGCUCAGAGCGUCGCAGUCAUUCAGGAUAAAGAGAUACCUGCACCCAAGGCAGAAGAGGUCAUCGCCCCUGUCGCACUUGAAGCAGCAGCAGCUUUAGCAGACACGACCUCUCCGGCUGAGACACAAGAAGUCAACGUAGCACCAGCCACGAUCCAAAAGAAAGGGAUUUCUGUCGAGACGGCGGCUGAGACGGAGACACAGAGCACAGACACUCUAAAAGAAGAACACCUAGCUUUGCCAGAAGAAGCAGCAGCACGAACAGAAGCUCCUGUACCAAGUCCUGAUCCCACAACAGAAACAGUACCGUCUUCAGCAGUGGAAACCAGUUUCCAGCCAGUAGCCAGUGGUGAGGGAGACAGACGGUGCGAGAGCUCAAAAGUCAAGUCAGAGGCGCCCUCUAGUGGUGAAGCACCUGCAGUCACACCUGGAGAUGUUGGCCUGGACAUGAAGGGAGACGAAGCAGGGCCUGUUACUGUCUCAGAUCCUAAUUCUCUGGACGUGUCAGUAGGAAGUGAGUCAGCCCCCUCUGAUGUGGAGUCCACAGAAGAAGUCAAAGUCACACAGAGCAGCGAGGACGAGGUCUCAACAACCUCUGAUGUCUUGGAGAAUGAGGCUAAUGUCAGUAAAUCACCUGUGAGCUCAGACGAUGCACCUGAAGACAAAAGCACAAGUGCGGAGCUGUCUCUUCAGACCCACACGGAGGCUGCGAGCGGAGAUGUCAAUGCGAGCGAGGACAUCGAAGCAGGAGCGAGCGUAAACGUGGAGGCAACAGUUACUACCACCUGUUUGUCUUCUGAGCCUGACAAAGAGGAAGCCCUGUCCAGCCCCGACGCCCGGCCUCUGGACUGCAUCAAGGAUAUCCGUGACCUGGUGGUGGAGGUGAUUGAGGUGGAGGAGCUGGUGCAGCGUUACCCCAGCGGAGUUCCAACAGACGAAUAAAGCAUCAUGACCAAUCACAGCUGCAUCAGAGGACAUGUGGACCAAGUGUUCUUUAAGCAGGACGGGGGGGGGGACAAAGUAAUUAAGGGUGUUCUACUAUGGUCUGCUGAAGGGCCUCAGAACUGUAGCCUCCAUUUCAGAGAAAACUGCUCGUCUGCUUUAAAUCAUCCUCGUGUCAGAGCAGAGGACAUUUUUUUCUCUGAGAGGAAACAGUAAAAGACUCCAGAGAAACGUUCACUAAAGCUUCCAUGAACUUUAACACGUGCAUGAAAUGACAUUAAAUUAUUUAUACAAAUUGACAUCAUUUACACAAAUCAUUACAUCAGCUGUGUCAGGCGUAUGCAACCAACAGAAUCUGUUUCAUUUAGUAAAUCUGAUGUUUUUUUUGUUUUUUUUAUACAAACUACAAAUAUUUUAGCACCAAAUUGCUUUAGAAAACAAGAAGAUUUUGAACCAUUUUAAGAUUGUGAGUAACUUUCAUAGUGGUGCAGUAGAUUAUGAAUCUAUUUUAAAGGAAUAGUUAGACAUUUUGGAAAAUUGCUGACAUACUUUAAUUCAUAGAGUCGGAUGUGAGGAUGGAUAUCAGCCUCAUGUCUGCAUGUGAGCUGGACUCAGGAUGUGGUUAGCCUAGCUUAGCAUAAAGACUGGAAACGGGGGGAAACAGCUAGCCUGGCUCUGCCCAGAGUUAAUUCCACCUACCAACACAUCUAAAGCAAAAUGAACAUGAUGUAUUUUGUUGGUUGGAUCUGUACACACACAGAGGAAGGUGAAAGUGAAAAUGUGGCUUCAGAGGGAGUUACAUGUUUGAACUAUUUCCUGUUGAACAUCAAGCCAGUUGCAGUGUCAUUACCUGAGGCAGAGGAAGUAUGAAGAACUUUUACUCAAAUAACACCAGUCCUACCAAAGUAUGAAUAUGAUUCAUUAGAAGUGCAAGUUCUGCUUUAAGAUUUUUACUGAAGUAUCAGAUGUCUCAUGGACUUAAAGUAUCCAAAGUAAAAGUUCUCAUGUCAGUAUUCUCUGACUCAAACUACUGCAUCAUAUUUUAUAAACUGAUCGUAUGUUUGAUAUUUAAAAUCCUUACAGGUAACUACAGCUGCUAAAUAAAUGUGGUGAGGAAAAAGUACAAUAUUCCCCUCUGACAUGUAGUGAUGUAGAACAAAAUGGAAAUACCAGUAAAGUACUUCAAAAUUAUACUUCAGUGCAGUACAUGAGCAAAGGUACCCGUUUCUACAGUUAAACUGUUUUUCAUCAAGAAAUAGUCCCAGCAUGCAACACUUCCUGAAACCACAAACUGGUGUUUCACUUUGUGCAGGUUUAACAAACCACAUAUGACAUAUUCAUUAGUGAUCCUCACAGGUAUUAGCGUGUUUUUGGACUGAAGACUUAACCUGUUUCCCCCUACUUACAGUCUUUAUGCUAAGCUAGGCUAACCCUGUCCUGAUUCCAGCUUUGCACAGACAUCAGAUUGUAAAGACUGAUCCAUCUGAAUGAGUCACUUUCAGCAAAUAAGCACAAUUACCACAGCAUCAAACCAUUUUGCUGACAUGACAUCAGUCAUCCACAGUCAUGUCACUGUUUCAUUUCUAAUUCAUUUUGAAAUCAGUGAGGUUUAGUUUCAUAUCACUGUAACACGUAUUUUAAUAUAUUAGACCACAUGAUCUGGAUCAGUACCACUGCCACAUUCUCACUAAAGCUGUGUCGGCACAUUGUCUUCUCCUUAAUGUGAUUUUAUUUUUUUACUUACUGAAGGAUUUCUUUAACAAAAAAAAGCUCAGAGUGCCUUUCCAUUACCUCCAUGUUGUCCACAUGUGCCUUAGGUCUCAUGAAGAAGGAAACAGCCUCCGUCAUGUGGAUGGGGUUGUUCAGUGAGACUGGUCCCAGUCUGAACACGUGUGCCUUUCACCUGCAGAGAGAAUCUUACACAGACAGGGUUAGUGGGAGGAACAUUUGACCAUAAACUGUCCACCACAUGAAUGUUGGUUAAUGCAAACAGUGUGGAAAUAUUAUUAAUAAAAUAAGUCUAUCAACAAACAUUCCCUCAAACUAUUGUUGUAUGAACUCUCCACUCUCUGGUUUUAAUUUAGGGAAAGAAGCACAAACAAUAAAUGGUUUUAUUUGCCAAUAAAACAAAUGCACCAUGA
Messenger RNA from Toxotes jaculatrix (banded archerfish), 5118 nucleotides. RefSeq names its product niban apoptosis regulator 1a (gene niban1a). The record is from RefSeq and is a predicted model, not a curated record. The coding region runs from base 80 to 2977 and encodes 965 amino acids. NCBI's taxonomy places the organism in Eukaryota, Metazoa, Chordata, Actinopteri, Toxotidae. The transcript has 14 exons.